This is a messenger RNA of Orussus abietinus, 2633 nucleotides long. Its product is annotated as carcinine transporter. The coding region runs from base 549 to 2408 and encodes 619 amino acids. The transcript has 11 exons. Gene Ontology annotation, cellular component: membrane. NCBI's taxonomy places the organism in Eukaryota, Metazoa, Arthropoda, Insecta, Hymenoptera, Orussidae. The record is from RefSeq and is a predicted model, not a curated record. Gene Ontology annotation, molecular function: transmembrane transporter activity. Gene Ontology annotation, biological process: transmembrane transport.
ACUUACAUAAGUUGUAUUAGAAAUGCUCUAACAUGGAAGAGAACAAAAUUAAAACGUCGUAAACAAAGCGGAGAGAAGAUGGGAUAGUAGUGUUUAAAGACGGGGAAUUUACUAAUUGGAGUGAGAGUGAAGAGAAAAAGUGAGGUAUAUAAUAAAUUGUAUGAAAUAUUAGCUGGAAUAAAGGCCGAACCGCGGAGAAAAAAUGAUAGGGUGGAGGACACGAGUUGAGGGGCGGGGUAAAGAGGAAGACGAGAAGAAAUAAAUGUAUUGCUUUCUGAUUAAGGGGAAUCUCUAGUGUUGAGGGUCGCCAAAUUCGAUAUUAUUUCCAUCGAUCGAAAAGGGCUUUAUAAAGAAGAGGAAGGUGUCCGUUUGGCUCUGAAACAGCUGAUUAGCUAAUUUCACCAAUAACAAAAUAAUUGCUACGGCUUCUACGGCGGGAGAGGAUAUGAAGGAAAAACUUGAAGAAGCUUGUGCGUUUAUAUUAUCGCAGAUGUUAUCAGACGUCCGACAAAAUAUCCACAGGAAUCAAAUAAAUAUUGUAGAAGUAAAUGGACAACACUGUGAGAAAUUUACAAUUAGUGUGUAAGGAAGUGGUGCAGUCAGAAAAUAGCUUCGUAUUCUUGUAUUUAAACAUGAGCUCCAUUGACUUUGACGAAGUGUUGCAACAUGUAGGUGAAAAAGGCAGAUAUCAAAACAUCAUGUAUUACCUUUUAUGCAUCCCAGCAACGUUACCAGCAGCAUUUUUGGCCUUUUCACAGGUCUUUGUGAGCGCAUCACCUGAUCACUGGUGUAAAAUUCCUGUACUGGAGAACCUUACAGGUUUGAUGAACCUUGAAGAACAAAAAGCUUUAUCAUUGCCUUUCAAGAUUAAAUCAGAUGGACGUAAACAAUACUCAAGGUGUUACAUGUACGACGUUAAUUACACGGAAAUAAUUGAAAACUGGUUUCAAAGACCAUUUAGUAAUCUUUCCGAAAUUCUUGUGCCCACGUCCAAUCAAAGCUUUUUAUCACCUCCCAUGAGCAAAGAUGAUUGGCCAAUCAGCAAAUGCCGAUACGGAUGGAGUUACGAUACUCGAGACUACGACAGUACACUCGUAACUGAGCUAGAUCUCGUGUGCGACAACAGUUGGUGGCCUUCUACGUCGACAACGUUCUUUUACGUCGGCAGUCUCUUCGGUAAUGUCGUCUUCGGAUGGAUCGCUGAUAAAUGGGGCAGAAGAACGGCUUUCUUCGCUAUACUAUUUCUGGAGGUCAUUUUUUCUAUAGCAACAAGUUUUAGUCCAAAUUACGUAAUUUAUACAGCUUUGCGAACCGUCAAUGGCCUCUUCUUUCCUGCUAUAUACCAGAUACCCUUUAUUCUCGCUCUGGAACUGAUGGGUCCACGAUACAGAACCUUCGCCGGGAUGGUUAUUUGUAUGUUUUUCGCAACUGCCAUGUCGCUGUUGGCGUUACUGGGUUAUCUAUUGAGACAUUGGUACACCCUUUCGCUAGCCACGUCUGUACCAUUCGUUCUUCUGUUCAGCUACUAUUGGAUAAUUCCAGAGUCACCAAGAUGGCUAUUGAGCAAAAACAGGAUUGACGAAGCGGAAGUCAUCGUUCAGCAUAUGGCUUCCGUCAAUGGAAAAACUGUACCCAAGAAUUUUCUCAGAAAAAUAGAGGCGGAGAUUUUAAGAAAUAAAAAUAUAUCCUGCAACGGAAAGAAAUCGAGUAUCAUAACAUUAGACUGUGAUGUCAAAGAUAGGCCUCCUCCUCCUUCUGCAACGCCAAUGGAUCUGAUCACGAAUCCGAACAUCCGUAAGAAGUUUUUAAUUCUCGCCUUCGAUUGGGUCGCGAAUGCGGUCGUCUAUAACGGACUGUCCUAUAACACGACCAAUCUCGGUGUCUCAGAUUAUUUGGCCUUCUUCAUAGGAGGAAUCGUUGAAAUCCCGUCGUAUGUGAUCACGUGGUAUGCCAUGGAUAGGAUAGGUAGACGUUGGGUUUUGUGUUUAACAAUGCUUCUGGGCGGUCUUGCGUGUGUUUCCUGCAUGUUCGUUCCAGAAGAUGCAGUUUGGGUCACCGUGUCAUUGGCAAUGGUCGGUAAAUUCGGUAUCGCUGCCUCCUUCGCCGUUUUCUAUGUUUUCGUGGGCGAAUUACUUCCGACAGUAUUGAGAUCACAAGCGAUGGGAAUUGCAUCGUUCAUCGCUGGGAUCGGUCUGCUAACUUUUCCAUACAUAGUGCAUUUAGCUGUAUAUUCAAGAGUACUUCCACUGAUUGUCAUGGGCUCAUUGAGCGUUGCAGGAGCACUGACUUCAAUUUUUCUACCCGAGACCCUAAACAUUCAUCUUCCACAGACAAUUGAAGAAGGCGAACUUUUUGGAGCUGACUUUGAUCUAUGGUCCUGCCCGACAAUCACCUCAAAUUACAAAUAAUUAUAGAAAAUUAAGGAAGUUAUUUUAUCAGUGUACAUCCUGGAAUCUAAAGUCGAUGGUCAUAUCAAACGGCUAAUCGAUCCACAAUUAAACUUGGCCCGACCUCUCGAAUUGAUUACAAGAAAACUAAGCUUCUUUGAAUCAAGUAACAUGAACAGGACUGAUACUUGCUACGCUCGAGCAUUACUUUUACAUUCCUCCUACGCAAUGUACAAAAUAAAGUUG